Messenger RNA from Orussus abietinus, 1532 nucleotides. RefSeq names its product probable GDP-L-fucose synthase (gene Gmer). Bases 415 to 1383 code for a protein of 322 amino acids. The transcript has 7 exons. Lineage: Eukaryota; Metazoa; Arthropoda; Insecta; Hymenoptera; Orussidae. Gene Ontology annotation, molecular function: GDP-L-fucose synthase activity. The record is from RefSeq and is a predicted model, not a curated record. Gene Ontology annotation, biological process: nucleotide-sugar biosynthetic process.
AUUUUCUACGAUUUUCUCCGGUAAACUACUUUGUUACGUAAUAUACGUCAAAAACCUCGAAAAGUGGGGAAUUACCUAACCCUGAUUUCUAUUACCCUCUGAGUCGCGACGGUGGCGACACUGACUGACACUGACAGUGCACUUCAAAGAAAUACUGUUUGGGAUCGAUAUCCUAUCUUAUCUACUCUGGAGCCAUAAGCAAUAACCAACCAACCGAUCAUCCUAUUUUAUCUUUGGAUAUACGUGGCACUGUCAUAUUUUGUGGCACUAUUUAGAUACGUUAUGUUUUUUACAAUUACCAAAAUGUAUUUGAAAAGCGUGUAGACAAUAAUUUCAAUCUCCUAAAAUCUUGCUGAUACUUAUGGUGAAUUGUUAUGUCAAGUGGUUUAUCUGUUCCAUAAAUAUCGCUAGACCAUGUCCGUUGUUGAAAAAGUAAUUUUGGUCACUGGAGGAUCAGGGUUAGUUGGCAAAGCAAUUGCUGCCGAAGUGGCUGAAAAGUCAUUACCAGAUGAGAAGUGGAUAUUCGUUGGAUCAAAGGAUGGAGAUCUCUGCAAUAAACAGAGUACCGAACUUUUGUUUGAAAAAUACAAGCCCACUCAUGUGAUCCAUUUAGCUGCAAUGGUUGGGGGUCUCUUUCAUAAUAUGGCUCAUAACUUGGAUUUUUUGCGCAAGAAUCUUCAUAUGAAUGAUAAUGUGCUUCAGACAGCACAUGAGAAAAAUGUAAUUAAAGUUGUAUCCUGUCUUUCAACUUGUAUAUUUCCGGACAAAACGACAUAUCCUAUUGACGAAACUAUGAUUCAUAACGGUCCACCGCAUCCUUCAAAUUAUGGAUACAGUUAUGGAAAGAGAUUUAUUGACAUUGCAAACCGAGGGUAUAAUGAACAAUAUGGAAGACUUUACACAAGCGUCGUUCCAUGUAACAUAUUUGGGCCACAUGAUAAUUUUCAUCCAAGUGCAAGUCACGUAAUACCUGGACUUAUGAGAAAACUUUAUGAUUUAUCGAAAGAUGGAAGAACAGAAGAUAAGGAAUUCAUUGUAUUGGGAUCAGGCAAACCUUUACGACAGUUUAUUUUCAGUAGGGAUUUGGCUAAACUUAUGAUUUGGGUACUUCGGCAUUACGAAUCCGCAGAACCAAUUAUUUUGUCAGUGGAUGAGUCUCAAGAAGUAACGAUAUCCGAAGUAGCUGUAUGUUUAGCGAAGGCAUUUGAUUUUAAAGGAAAGAUUGUGUACGACUCGUCAGCAGCUGAUGGUCAGUACAAAAAAACAGCAAGUAAUGCAAAGCUACGAAAAUAUUUACCUGACUUUGAAUUUACACCAUUCAAUGAAGCUAUCAAGACUACAGUUGAUUGGUACUUGAAGAAUUAUGAUAAUGCAAGGAACUGAUUUCAGUUUAAAGCUAAAGCAACCUUUUGGGAACAGAAUAAUGGUUAGCUUUAAUGAAUUCUUUAUGUACAUAUUAUAUAUUUUUUAAAAUAAAAUCAUGCGCAAAAUCCCGUGUAUAUAAUACUGAAAAUAAAUUUCAUAUCAAAUCA